ACGGUGUGUAUCAGGAGAGCAGCAAUCACAUAAAAAUCCACGAAGAAGAAGAGUUACUGGCGUCUUCCUGGGCGGAAGGCCUAUUCUGGAUCUAGCCUGUCAAAACUGCAUUGUAACAAGAGGAACGUGGGAUAAACAUUUGCUGUUCAGCUUGUAUCACUGUCUGAGAUUUGAACUGGCCAAAGAGAGAAAUCCGCUGUUCCCCUCCCUGACUUCCUGUUCCUGACCUCCUCUGAAACGUAUCUGUCAUCAUGAAUGAAGUUAAUAUUGUCAGAGAGGGUUGGCUCCACAAAAGAGGUGAAUAUAUCAAAACAUGGAGGCCCAGGUAUUUCAUUUUGAAGAGCGACGGUUCUUUCAUUGGCUACAAAGAGAAACCAGAUUUAAACGACCAGAGUUCCCCGCCACUCAACAACUUUUCAGUCGCAGAAUGCCAGUUAAUGAAGACUGAAAGACCCCGGCCUAAUACAUUUGUCAUCCGCUGCCUACAGUGGACCACGGUCAUUGAACGUACUUUUCAUGUGGAAAACAAUGAGGAGAGAGAAGAAUGGAUGCGGGCUAUCCAGUCUGUGGCAAAUAGUCUGAAGAUGCAGGAACAGGAGGAGGAGGAGGAACCAAUGGAUGUGUUCGGCUCACCAAGCGAAAGUAGCUUAGAGGAGAUGGAAGUGGCUAUGUCUAAGAGCCGCAACAAAGUGACGAUGAUUGACUUCGAGUACCUGAAGCUUCUUGGCAAGGGCACUUUUGGGAAGGUGAUUCUGGUCAAAGAGAAGUCCACUGGAGUACAUUAUGCAAUGAAAAUACUGCGCAAAAUGGUCAUAAUAGCCAAGGAUGAAGUGGCCCACACAGUUACAGAGAGCAGAGUGUUGCAGAAUACAAGACAUCCUUUCCUCACGACACUGAAAUAUGCCUUCCAAACCCAUGACCGGCUCUGUUUUGUAAUGGAAUAUGCCAAUGGAGGCGAGCUCUUCUUUCACCUGUCACGAGAACGAGUGUUUACAGAAGAACGGGCACGCUUCUAUGGUGCAGAGAUUGUUUCAGCACUUGAGUACCUCCAUUCACGUGAUGUGGUUUACCGUGACCUGAAGCUAGAGAAUCUGAUGCUGGACAAAGAUGGACACAUUAAAAUCACUGAUUUUGGCCUUUGUAAAGAAGGCAUUACUCCAGACGCAACCAUGAAAACCUUCUGUGGAACUCCUGAAUACCUGGCACCUGAGGUCCUAGAAGAUAAUGACUACGGCCGUGCAGUGGACUGGUGGGGUCUGGGUGUAGUUAUGUAUGAGAUGAUGUGUGGCCGUCUGCCUUUCUACAACCAGGACCAUGAGCGUUUGUUUGAGCUCAUCCUUAUGGAGGAGAUCCGUUUCCCCAGGAACCUGUCACCUGAGGCCAAGUCCCUCCUGGCUGGCCUGCUCAAGAAGGACCCCAAACAGAGGUUAGGUGGAGGUCCCAAUGACGCAAAAGAAGUAAUGAGUCAUAAAUUUUUCAUCACAAUUAACUGGCAGGAUGUGGAACAGAAGAAGCUGACCCCACUCUUCAGACCACAAGUGACAUCAGAGACAGACACCCGGUACUUUGAUGAGGAGUUCACAGCGCAGACCAUCACACUCACUCCCCCAGACAAGUAUAAUAGCCUUGACUGUGAGGACCCCAGCCAGGAAGCACAUUUCCCUCAGUUCUCCUAUUCUGCUAGUAUAAGAGAGUGAUGGCAUCUCUGGAACAACCCCCACCCCCCACCCACCCACCCACCCACACACAUACACACACACACACACACACACUCCCCGAAAUACAUAUCUUGGCCACAUCCCCUACAAUUAAAGCAAAACAAAACAAGAAACUGAAAAGCAGAACCUCCAUCUUUAUUGGCAUUUUGGUGUGCCACAGGAUCUAAGUGCCUUGGCUGGUGGCCAUGUUAUUGUGUAGAACGCCCCUCGUACACACUACCAACAAAGCCUGGUCACAGUGGCUGUACUGUAUCAAAUUAGACUUCAGUACCUCCCUUGGCACAACUCAGCAACACAGCUGCUGCGUUUUCACUUCAAGCCACCAAACAUUUUAGACACUUGUCUUUUUAUAGUCUUUUUUUUAAAUGCCAUACAGUUCCUUCAUGAUAUUUUCAAGUGCUCUUCUUCAGAGGCGUGCGUGCGUGCAUGCGUUUGUGUGCAUGUGUCUUGAAAAAUAGGGGGCAACAAAAUUCAGACUGAAUUCUUUAAUCAGAGUGAGCCUGUGAGGGAAUAAGUUUUGUGUAUCUUUAUAUAACGAUUGUCAGUUGUGCAUGAAGAACAAGCAAAUGCAUAACACAUGAUGAUCAAAAUGUUAUCAUGAAAAAAAAUCUAGUGAAAUGAAAGUUUUAAACUGUAUGCAAUGAAAACAAAUUCCUUGUAUAUUGGUUUGUUCUCAUCCCAGAAUAUUAUCUUUUGUAAGCAGAUCUGUCAAGGGUGACAGCAAUUAACGGUAAUUGGGAACACCUUCAUGUAUAAGCUGUAUAUGUUAUUUUGUACAACCUCCUCUCAAAUCUGACCCAUUUUUGAUUUUUCUUGAUCAGAAAAAUACACACAAUCCAUCUGAUUUUAGGAGGUUCAUUCAGUACUUCGUGAUUUAAAGCAAAGCUAAUUACUUUCAGAUGACCUAUGUUUAUAAUGUAGCUGUAUGUUUUCUGUGUUGUCAGGUUGUGUCUGUCACCCUGAGAAUCCAAACUUGUGUCAUUUACCAAAAUCUGUCAUGAAAUGUCUUCUGAGAUUGGCCAGUUUUAUACUAUUUACAUACAACCAAGUUUUUGUACAGCUUUGUAUUUAAGUAUACCACAUUUUAGAACAUUUCAGAAUGUUGACUUUUGUUGUUAAAUAAAAACUAUAGAAACACUCAAAAUUAAGUACCAAAAGCAAAAUACUAGCCAGAUGAUGUAUUAGCAGUACUGUCGAAAAAUGUUAAGAAAAACCUGAGGCUUGUUUUAUCACCAAAGCUGAAUUCACAGCACUAUCAAACAUGUUUAGAUGUAUUGUCUUUCCUCUCUUAGCCUCCAAAGUUAACUGAGUAAUAUUUCCAGUUCACCCACAAAUGUUCGAUCUUAUUAUUGUAGCCUUUUAAUGAAACUUUCCUCAGAUCAGAACUCACCAUCUUUUACUUAAUUUAUUGGAGAUUUUACAAGUUUUAAACUGUUGCUGAGACUUCACACAUUUUAAUGUCCUCCUGGUAUCUGAGUCAUCUUUGUCAUUUUUAUCCUAAAUCUUUCUUUGAUAACAGUGUUACAUCUGAACUAUAGCUGAUUCUCACGUCAGUGUGCCACUAGAUGCAUCAAGAACAUGGUUCAUUGUAAAUGUUGAGUUUGAGUUCAAUGGUGCAAAGAUAUCUUUUAAUCAAUUCAAUUCUUCACCUUGGCCAUAUUAACAUUAGGUGGAUGAGUGCAUCUUUGUGAUUUGUAACACUGAGUGUAAUACCAUGCAUUAAAAUUUGCCCAACAUGAUAUUUGUGCUACACUGUUGAGUCACCCAUAAUAAAAAAGAACUGGUGCAGACAACCUUCAAAACUUAAUGUUGCUUACAGAACCUACCACAUUUUUACACAAUUUCCAUUAUUUUUUAGCUUUGUCUAGUUUUUCUUCUGGUAUAACUCUCACUAUGCUGUUUUUCAUCAUCCUUAUUGUAUCUCCUUCACAGAUAUUCUCAUAUUAUGAAAAUUCAUAAUGGUUGAAAAUGAUACAUGUAUUAUCCGUUUCAUUAUUCAAGCAAUUAAUUUCUAUUUGUAUAGACAUUCAUAGGAAUGUAAUUCGGAAAGGGAAUGAUCCAAUACAACUUUUAACUGUCUUAAAACAUCAUGUUUGUGUCUGAAUCAUUUUCAAUAUUUCAGAUGUUAUCAGCAAAUCUGAGAUCACAAAAGGUAGAACUGAAAAAUUGGCUGUUGUCUGCCACAUACUCAGCCUUGCUAAUUGCUUUCUCUGCUGUUAGUGUAACUACAGGCACAACAAAUUGAUUAUACAUAGGCCCAGGUGUCUUUCCAAUGCUACUUUAAGACAACUUUUAAACCCUGCUGCAGACAUACAGUGUUGGUAAAAAGUAUUGGCCCCCUUUUUGAUGUCUUGUUUUUGCAAAAUUUCCAGACUUUAAUGUUCCAGAUCACCUAACUAACUUGGAAAAUUGAAAACCUGUAUCGCCCCUGUGAAAAAGUAAUUGCUCCCCUAAGCCUAAUAACUGGUUGGGCCACUCUUGGCAACAACAACUGCAGUUAAAUGUUUGAUAGCUUGUGAUCAGUCUUUUACAUCUCCAUGGAGGAAUUUUGGCCCACUGUUCUCAGCAGCAUUGUUUUAAUUCAGCCACAUUAUAAAUGGUUAUCAAUCAUGGAUGAUCCCUUUAAGGUCUUGCUACAGAAUCUCAACUGGAUUGAAGUCUGGACUUGGAUUUAGCCACUGUAAAACUUUCAUUUUGUUCUUUUUGAACCAUUUAGAGGUGGACUUGCUUGUGUGGUUUGGGUCUUUUGUCAUGCUCCGUAACCCAUUUGUGCUUGACCUUUGGCCCAUGAACUGAUGUUGGAUAUUCUCCAAGAGGAUUUUCUGAUAGAGAACAGAAAUUAUGGCUCCAUAAAUUAUAACAAGUCCAGGUCCUCAAACCAUCACACUGACACUACCAACAAUGAAACCAAAUAGCUUGUUUCAUUGUUGGUGUCAUGUUCUUCUGUAGAAUGCAGUAUUAGCUUUAUACCCGAUGUGACAGACCCAUGUCCUCUAAAAGUUCCAUCUUUGACUCAUCAGUCCACAGUCCCAAAAGUCGUGGUGUACUCACUCUGUUUCCCCCUGUGUCCUUUCUCUGAGUGUACCUGGUCCCAGAGCUGGAUGCUUUCAGGUCUGCGGUUGCUGUCCCACCAACUGGCUUAGUCUCCAUCACGUCCACUGUGGGAUGCUGCUGCUGACCUUCCACCAGCCCACUGCUUCCAGCUGCCCAUUUCCACCAGUCUACUCUGCAUCGCCCUCACUAUACUUGAUGUGCUCAUCUAUAUACUGUUUCAAUUGUACUACCAGCUAUAUAUGUAGUAUAUUUACUGCCAGAGCCUUACAACAUAACAGUAAACUUAUGAAUCAAUUUCAAUGUUUGCUUGUACUUUGUAUCAUUUAUCUUUUCAUGCAUGUAUCCAAUUGUGUGUUCCUUGUUCCCCACCCUCCUCUUCUCCCAUCCCUCCCCCUCUCCACCUCUUUACAUCUCUACCCCUCUGCCCUUCUACCUCUCUACCUUUCUACCCCUCUACCUCUUCUGUCCCUCUCAACCCACCGGCCAGCAGACAUAUGGGUCCCCCCACAUGAAGAGCUCGUUCUGCUCAAGGUUUCUUCCCAGUUAAAAGGGUGAUUUUUCUUGACACUGUCGCCUUUGGGCUUGCUCUGGAGGUUCAGGCAUAUGGGUUCUGUACCACGUCUUCAGACAAUUUGACCUGUAAUUUGUGCUAUAUCAAUAAAAUUGAAAUUGAAUUGGA
Molecule: messenger RNA, 5451 nt
Organism: Amphiprion ocellaris (clown anemonefish)
Lineage: Eukaryota; Metazoa; Chordata; Actinopteri; Pomacentridae
Product: RAC-beta serine/threonine-protein kinase-like
Exons: 14
Coding region: 252-1697 (481 amino acids)
Biological process (GO): protein phosphorylation
Molecular function (GO): protein serine/threonine kinase activity; ATP binding
Source: RefSeq, a predicted model, not a curated record